This is a messenger RNA of Adineta ricciae, 963 nucleotides long. The record is from the annotation of a GenBank genome assembly. NCBI's taxonomy places the organism in Eukaryota, Metazoa, Rotifera, Eurotatoria, Adinetida, Adinetidae.
AUGAAUUUCAAUCUCUCUAAAAUUCUCUUUUUAACAAAAACAACCGGAGUUAGAAGUUUACCUCCAAUUCUUUCUAAUCAAUCAAAAUAUUUCAUUUUAUUGAUCUUAGUAAUUCCAUCAAUUCUUGCCUAUCUUACAGCAAUUGGUUUUAUAUUUCUCACUAAAACUUAUCGUACAAUGCCAAAUAAUUAUAGUAUAAUAAUAAUAUUAUUUAUCUCAUUUAUAACAACAUCAAUUGAUCUCCCGAUUCGAAUAGAUUCAUAUUCUAAUCAUCCAAUUCUUAAACGAACAAAAGAAUCUUGUUUAUUUUGGUGGUACAUUGCAACUUCUUGUUAUUUAGCUAUGUCUCUUUUAGUUGCAUGGUCUUCACUUGAACGACAUCUUUUAAUAUUUCAUUCAAAUAUAUUUAACAAAAAAUUUAAGAAAAUUUUCUUUUAUUAUAUUCCACCGAUAUUAAUUAUUCUUUAUAUUUUCACAUUUUAUUUCUUUACAAUAAUUAUUUAUCCCUGUGAAAAUAUCUUUAAUGAACAAACUAAUGUUUGUCCAUUUCCAUGUUAUUUCUUUGAUAUAACACUUGGUAUGUGGGAAUUGGGAGGUCAUUCAUUAUUUCCUACAAUAUGUAUUUUGUUGUUAAAUUGCGCACUUGUAUUUCGAGUUUAUCGAUCGAAGAGACGUUUAAAACAAUCAACAAACUGGAGAAAAUAUCGGACAAUGAUAUUUCAAUUGAUUUUAAUUGCAAUUAUUUAUCUUUGGGUUAAUAUUCCGUAUUCCAUUUGUGUUCUAUUGCUUUAUUUUACUUCGAUAUAUGGUAUAGAUUCAAUUAUGUACUUCUUCGCAACGUGCAUUUAUUUAACGCCUUUAUUAUUUCCAUUUGUUUGUUUAUAUUCAUUACCAGAAUUUCGAUCAAAGAUGAAAAAGAUUCUCAAAUGUCAAAGUAAUAUUCGAAUUGCAAAUCAAGCUUAA